UCAGUGUGUGAAGCGGAGCGGACAUGGCGGGGCUGCCGUGCCGGGUGCAGUAUCUGGAUGACAGGGACCCCUUUAUCUGCACCAACUUUCCUGAGCCCCGGAGACCCCCCGUGCACAGUUUCCCGGAGAGCUCACCGCUUAUCGAGCAGCUCCCCGCCUUGCACAAGCUGCUGGACGCCCCCCUCAAGCUGGAAGACUGCACCCUCCAGUUAUCCACCAAUGGGAAUUAUCUGGACGUGGAGCUAUCCCUGGCUGAACAGAGGGAUUACCUGGAAGCCUUCUUCGAUGACAUCAGCAAAGGCCGGCGGCCCACCCUCAUCCUCCGCACGCAGCUCUCAGUGAGAGUUCACAGCAUUCUCGAAAAGUUGUACAACUCCAACGGGCCGGAGCUGCGGCGGUCGCUCUUCUCACUCAAGCAGCUUUUUCAGGAAGACAAGGACCUCGUUCCGGAGUUUGUGAACUCCGAGGGUUUAACAUGCCUGAUAAAAGUGGGGGCCGAGGCUGACCAGAACUAUCAGAACUACAUCCUGCGAGCUCUGAGUCAGAUCAUGCUGUUUGUGGAUGGAAUGAACGGCGUCAUCAAUCACAACGAGACGGUGCAGUGGCUCUACACGCUCUGCGGCAGUCCGUACCGGCUUGUGGUGAAGACGGCUCUGAAGCUUCUCAUCGUGUUUGUUGAGUAUGCCGACACGAAUGCUCCCCUUCUAAUCAAGGCCGUGAACACGGUAGAUCAUACUAGAGGUACCAAACCGUGGUCCAACCUGAUAGAAAUUCUGGAAGAGAAGAAUGGUGCCGACUCGGAGCUGCUGAUCUUCUCCAUGACUCUCAUUAACAAGACUCUAGCAGCUCUUCCCGACCAGGACUCCUUCUACGAUGUCACGGAUUGUCUAGAAGCGCAAGGGAUGGAAAAGAUAAUUCAGCGCCAUUUGAACAACAAGGGGACCGACCCGGACCUGAAACAGCGACUCGCCGUGUACGAGAACGCUUUGAAACACGAGGAUGAAGACAGCGAGGAAUCGUCCGGCCCGUCUCGCAAGGACCGCAGGAAAAACUCGUUAGGGGUCGAAGAGGUCCGGAGAUCGAGGCGUUCGCUGGGGAACAGCGCUGAGGUUUGGGCAAAAAUUAACUCGGCUGCUUCGUCAGAAAAGCCCCUAAUUAACAACGGCUUGCCUGUGGCCCCCGCCAUCCAAGAGGCCAGCGUUCCUGGAGUAUACGUUGUACCCCCCUCGCCACCUAAACAGCCGCCAGCGGAAACGGUUCCCUUGCCAUCUCCUCCUGUGCGCACCAACCUCUUCCAUACUAAUAAUGAAGUACACGCUCAGACCGUGAGGAAGCCGGCGGACAGCAGUGUCGGCAACACGUCGAGCUUUACGCUUUCUAAGACGGAGAUGGAGAUGGUGCCGGCCCCCGGGGACAGGAGCGUAUUUAAAAACCGUUUUUUGGAGAAUCUGGCCGCCACCGAGCUGGAGAAGAUGUCCGCCUUAUCCAAAGGACGGCAAGAGACGCUGGCAGAAGCAGCGCGUGGCGCAGACGUCGAGCAACAGCCCUCUCCCGGGACCCAAGACGAGGAGCCAAGAGUCCCAGAGAGCAUCAGAGCCGGGAAGGGGGACCUGAGUGAGAAAGAAGAGAAGAACGAAAGUGUAAAUGAAAAAGAAUUGUGUUCUGGCUCCAGCGAUUCUUCUGCCAGCAGCACAUUGGAGAGGGAGGAGCGAGGAGACGGGGAGGAACAAGGAGCAGAACCAGGCAACCCUGUGUGCCGUCCUCCGCCAACCACCGACCGCAGCACUUCCAAGAGGUUUAUGCUGGAUAUGCUAUAUGCCAAGAGCCAGGACACCUGCGGCCCGGAGAGCGACGUUCUUCACCCGAGGAACGCUGCGUCUAAUGAGACCGUGCGCUCCCCCAGAGAGAGGAGCCGUCCUCUGGCCAGAGCAGAAUUUGAGAAUGAGACCUCUCCCAGGAAAAGCGCCAAUGAGAACAUGCCUGAAUCCCGAACAGCAGUCCUGAGGGCGCAGUACAGCAUCGAUGCCGAAACCAACGCCAGGAACCUGGAGAAGACGCUCAUGACUCCUUUCAAGAAGUCCUCCGAGGUACUGUGGGAGCAGACUGCGGCGGCACAGCAGCGCGAACUAAAGAUAAAGGACUUGGACUUCUCUGACCUCUGCGAGGAGGAGGAUUUUGAUGUUCUUGACUUUGAUAAUACAGAAACUAUUUCACCAUCCAAUCCACCACUUUUAACUUCUCCUCCCCCGCCCCCUGUAUCUGGACUGCCAUUCCCACCACCUCCUCCACCACUACCUGGAUGUCCUUUGCCUCCUCCACCCCCUCCACCCCAUUGUCCUCCCCCAAGAGGUCCUCAUCUUCCACCUCCACCACCAGCACCACCCAGCUUCACGGCCGCGUCUCAGGACUCCGGCCCCGCGACGUUAAAUAAGAAGAGAAAGACGGUUAAACUCUUCUGGAAGGAAGUGAGAGAGACUAGCUGCACCAGCAGGGGCAAGUUUGGAAAAAGCACAGUGUGGGAGUCAUUGGAUAAGAUUUCGGUGGAUACGGAGAAGCUGGAGCAUCUGUUUGAGUCAAAAGCCAAAGAAGUAGCUGCCUCCAAGAAAGGCAGCGACUCGAAGAAGCAGACUUUGGUGGUCCUCGAUCCCAAGAGAAGCAAUGCGAUCAACAUCGGUCUGACCGUGCUGCCCACCGUGCACAUUAUUAAGACCGCCAUCUUGAACUUUGAUGAAUAUGCCAUCAACAAGGAGGGAAUAGAGAAAAUCCUCACAAUGAUCCCAACAGAGGAGGAGAAGCAGAAGAUUCAGGACGCUCAGCUGGCAAACCCCGACGUGCCGCUGGGGUCGGCUGAACAGUUCUUACUCACUCUGUCCUCCAUCAGCGGCCUGGCUGCCAGACUCCAGCUCUGGGCCUUCAAACUGGACUACGAGACCAUGGAGAAGGAAAUCGCAGAACCUCUGUUUGACUUGAAGCUGGGGAUGGAGCAGAUUUCCAAGAAUAAAACCUUUAGGGUUAUACUCGCCUCUCUCCUGGCUGUCGGCAACUUCCUGAACGGUUCAAGCGCGAAGGGCUUUGACCUCGGUUACCUGGAGAAGGUGGCGGAGGUGAAGGACACGGUGCACAGACAGUCCCUUCUGCACCACAUGUGUAACAUCGUGAUCGAGAAAUUCCCCGACACCUCCGACCUGUACUCUGAAAUCGCAGCCAUCACGAGAUCCUCCAAAGUAGAUUUCGAUGAGCUGGCAGACAACUUGGUCCAGUUGGAGAAGAGAUGUCGGGAAUCCUGGAACAGCCUUAAGGUGAUCGCCAAACACGAAACCAAACCGGGCCUGAAAAACAAGAUGACCGACUUCCUGAAGAGCUGCACCGAGAAGAUAGUCAUUCUGAAGAUCGUCCACCGGAGAAUCCUAAACCGGUUCCGAUCCUUCGUCCUCUAUCUGGGAUACUCGUACUCCGCGGCCAGAGACAUGAAGAUCACGCGCUUCUGUAAGAUCAUCAGCGAGUUUGCGCUGGAGUACAGGACCACGCGGGAGCGAGUUCUGCAGCAGAAACAGAAGAGAGCGGCCUACAGAGAGCGCAACAAGACCAGAGGCAGGAUGAUCACAGAGACGGCAAAGUUUUCUAGCGCGGCUUCGGUAACAGAAAAUAACCCGUCGAUCACAAGUUCAUCGAUGCUCAAAAGCCAGGCGUCUGAAGAAGGCCACGAGAACAUGACCACCAUUCUGAUCUCCAGCGGGGAGCAGCAGACGCGGAGGAGUCGCGCCGUCAGAAGUUUAGGCCGUUGCAGUCCUCCAGACCUGUCGGGGAACAAGGAAGAGUCCGUCCCCUCGGAUACAUCGGAUGAGAUCAUGGACCGACUCGUACAGUCCGUGACCCAGAACCCCAACCCCAGGGUGGUCAAUCCGAAGGAGCGGAAGAGGUCACGAGCGAACCGUAAAUCCUUGCGAAGAACGCUGAAGAGCGGCUUAAGCGAUGACCUGGUGCAGGCGCUGGGCUUAGCCAAGUCCUCUGAAGUGGCCGUGUGACGCGAGGUGACGGAUGCAUGCGCGACCCCUGCACUCCACGAGCCGGGACCCUCACAGAGCCGACGUUGCUUCCCUCUCCUGGAUCGGAGCCAUCGGCCGGAUCUUCGCAUGCCGUGCCCCAAAGUAUAAGGAGGACACAGCAGGGUGCGCGUGGCAGGCCUGUUAACCCUUUUAUAUCACGAUGAAGUGCACUAAGCGAACGUUCCUGUGUUUUUCUUUGUCAUGAAGACGCUCCGCUUGCUCCCUGCGUUAGGAUAACCGGAGGCUCCCAGGAAUAACUUAUUGGUGAACCGUCCACUGCUCCUGGGAUUUUAAAGCACCUUUUAUUUUUUUAAGCAUAAGAGGGAGUCCACUGUUCAAUAUGCCACUGGGAGGUGGAUCCACGUGAAUGGAAAUACUACGCUACACGGAGAGAAUUGUGUACUUUAUUUUUUGCUUUUACAUGUUUCUGUGCGGCGUUUAGCACAAGUCUG
Molecule: messenger RNA, 4498 nt
Organism: Spea bombifrons (plains spadefoot toad)
Lineage: Eukaryota; Metazoa; Chordata; Amphibia; Anura; Pelobatidae
Gene: FHOD1
Product: formin homology 2 domain containing 1
Exons: 23
Coding region: 24-4025 (1333 amino acids)
Biological process (GO): cortical actin cytoskeleton organization; actin filament network formation
Cellular component (GO): cytoskeleton; cytoplasm
Molecular function (GO): actin filament binding
Source: RefSeq, a predicted model, not a curated record